AGGAAACUGAAAGGAAAAGUGCAUCUGCAGAUGGUUUUGGUUUCUCCCAGCUGGAAGAGCUCUGAGUAGCUUCUAUUUCUUCCAAGAACAUGGCAUUCACACCAGUAUAUUGCAGGGCUAUGUUCAGACAUCUCACAGAACAUGGUGAACUACAGUAACUGUUUCUAUGAAUGUGGAAAAUGCCUUUUUAAAAGAAACUAUCCACUGAUUUUCUCUAAUCUUUCACACAUUCCAUUCCACACAGGAUUACCUGGAAUCAUUUUCCAAUCCCAGGACUUUAUGUUCAUGAAAAGUUCAGUUGGCUACAGAAGCCCCGGGGGUUAUCAGAUUUCUAGUUGCAGUGCCCUCUCAGAAUGCUAAUGCACCGGAGUUCACCAGAGAAAGAAAUACGAAAAUCAAGUGACAGAUGUUGUAACAAAAGAGGGAGUCAUGGGAAGGCUAAAACUGCAAUUACUGGGAAAGGCCCAGAUGGUAGAAAGGCAGCAGGCUAGGUGAACGCUACCCUGACCUGAUUAUAGGGGAGCACUAGCCCCAUUUGCAAAUCACACAUCCAACGGAAAGCCUAUUCAAUGUCCUUUAAAGAGGAAGAGAGUCUACUGACAGGAUGUGAGCAUUUGGAAUUCUAGUGGGUGGGGGUACAUCACUGAUGCUAUCCCCCUUCUCCUAAAUAACUUUGCUCCAUAAAAUGCAUCAUGUUAUUUCUGGAAACCCUUAAGUCUGAUUUGCUGAGUGCCAGUAUCCAGUCUGUCCUCUCUAAAGUGCAAAACAGACUUUCCUCCUGCUGCAGUGUAGUAGGAACCAUGUGCUGGGAAAUAUCCAUUGACCAAAGGUAUCAACUUCUUUAAUAAAAUAAGAUUACAGAGGGAUAGCAUACAAUUACCAGACCUCAGAGUAUCCCUAAAACUGUUGUGGAAUUGUGGUUGGCCAAACCUUUGCUGCUUCUGUGUAAGGUUAACUGUGGGGAGCUCUAUCCCACCCCUCCCCCAUUACCUCUGGACCAGCCAGGAGGAUAAAGAAGAGGGCAGAAUUCAAUGAAUAAUACAUUGCUAAUACAUUUUAGAUUACAAAUGCAUUCCCUGAAGACUGGACUGUCAAGUUUAAGGGAAAGGAUAAAAAAAUAUUCAAAUUUAGACAUUUAAAUUUUUGAUAAGAAAGUAGUUGAUGCUGUAAAGAGAAUAAUUUUAAAAGAAGUUUUAUAUUCCUCUUCGUGUACAUUUUAGAGUUCCAGCUCUGAACAGGUUAGCUAUUGCAGGAUUGUGGCUUUUUAAAGUUCUGGCUUCCAGCUAAAACAGACGUGUGUUCGUGCCCUUUCUUCUGGAGGAAGAAAACCACAACUUGGAAGCUACAGAGGCUCUAAAAUCAUGGAAUUCUACUGGAUGCUUACAGUAUCCCUGGAAGUCCAGAGGACACAGUUUCCCUGCGAUGGACAGUCAGCAUAAAAAGGAUUAACGGGCCCCAGCAGCAAAUACAAGCUCCUCUGCUUCCCGACCCGUUUCAUCUGCUGUACUGUGCACCCCAGCGAGCCCUGCAGAACCUGCUGCCAUCUGCCUGGACCUUCUUUCUGCAAGAUGGCUUCUACACGAUGGCCAUGGCGAAGAAUCAGCUCUAGGUGUCACCUGCGUGUGUAGGGAAGGCCUGUGUGCCUCAGGCCCCGGGACACUAUGCCUGAUUGGGCUAGAUGGGCGAUCCCAGAUGUGAUGUCAUUUUGACUCCCAGGACCCCCGACUCCCAUCAUCCCGGUCCCCCCACGCCUGUUUCUUCUUUUCUCUCUCUCCGCGCUUGUAAAGCAGCGCGGAAGAAACAGCGGACUGGCUUCACCUCGCCUCCAGUCCCCCUCCCAGCCCGCACAUCGCUGCGGAGCCCGCAGGCCGCAGAGCCGCUGCGCCCGGCGUGCGGGGGAGGCUGAGGGGACGUGGCCGCAGCCUGAGCAACGGGGCCCGGCCCUCCAGCCCUCCCCGAAAGCCGGAUCCGCUCGCAGGUCUGGCGGGCGGCAGGGGUCCUGCGGGCGGAAGUGAGAAGCGAGGCGUGGGAGGAGGCUGCAGACUGGGGGCUGGGAUCCCCUCGGCGGCUGACGCGGCCCGGACAACCCGAACGAGGACGGCGGCCGCCUCCCGACGCCCGGUGCGCUGCAGCCGGGCCUUUUUUGGCGUUGAGGCAGAGCAGACGGGCAGGGCGGCCGCUCCGGGGGAGCGAGGCUGAGCCGCCGCCCCCGGGACCAGGAGGAGGGGCUGCCUCGGGGGCGCCGCCGAGACCCAGAUAGGCUGGGCGGACGCGGGAGCGGGCGGCGGCCGGUCGCCUCCCUCCUCCGCGGCGCCAUCCCUCGGCGCGCCCAACCCGGAACCCGGCGAGCGCGUGGGGGCGGGGAGGCGAGCGCGCAGAGCUGGCGGGCACCCCCGCGGCCCCCGGCCCCCCAGCCAUGUCGGCCGAGGAGAUGGUGCAGAUCCGCCUGGAGGACCGCUGCUACCCGGUGAGCAAGAGGAAGCUUAUCGAGCAGAGCGACUAUUUCCGCGCCCUCUACCGCUCCGGCAUGCGCGAGGCCCUGAGCCAGGAGGCCGGCGGCCCCGAGGUGCAGCAGCUGCGCGGCCUCAGCGCCCCGGGCCUGCGCCUGGUGCUGGACUUCAUCAACGCCGGCGGGGCCCGCGAAGGCUGGCUCCUGGGCCCGCAGGCGGAGAAGGGCGGCGGGGUGGAGGAGGAAGAGGAGAUGGACGAGGUGAGCCUGCUGGCGGAGCUGGUGGAAGCGGCCUCCUUCCUUCAGGUCACGUCUCUGCUGCAGCUGCUGCUGUCCCAGGUGCGGCUCACCAACUGCCUGGAGCUGUACCGCCUGGCGCAGGUGUACGGGCUGCCCGACCUGCAGGAGGCCUGCCUGCGCUUCAUGGUCGUCCACUUCCACGAGGUGUUGUGCAAGCCCCAGUUCCACCUCCUGGGGGCUCCUCCUCAGGCCCCCGGGGAUGUCAGCCUGAAGCAGAGGCUGAGAGAGGCCCGGAUGACGGGGACUCCGGUUCUUGUAGCCCUGGGGGAUUUCCUGGGGGGACCCCUGGCCCCUCACCCCUACCAAGGGGAGCCCCCGUCCAUGCUCAGGUAUGAGGAGAUGACCGAACGUUGGUUCCCGCUGGCCAAUAACCUUCCUCCCGACCUGGUGAACGUCAGGGGUUACGGGUCCGCCAUCCUGGACAACUACCUCUUCAUAGUGGGCGGGUAUAGGAUCACUAGCCAGGAAAUCUCGGCUGCGCACUCCUACAACCCCAGCACCAAUGAGUGGCUCCAGGUGGCCUCCAUGAACCAGAAGAGGUCUAACUUCAAACUUGUGGCUGUUAAUUCAAAACUCUAUGCCAUUGGUGGGCAGGCCGUUUCUAAUGUUGAGUGUUACAAUCCCGAGCAGGAUGCCUGGAAUUUUGUGGCACCCUUACCAAAUCCUCUGGCCGAGUUCUCUGCGUGUGAGUGUAAGGGAAAAAUUUAUGUCAUUGGAGGAUAUACGACCAGAGAUCGCAACAUGAACAUUUUGCAGUAUUGCCCCUCGGCCGACAUCUGGACACUGUUUGAAACCUGUGAUGUCCACAUUCGCAAGCAGCAGAUGGUGUCUGUUGAGGAGACCAUCUACAUCGUGGGCGGCUGUCUGCACGAGCUGGGGCCCAACCGGAGGAGCAGCCAGAGCGAGGACAUGCUCACGGUGCAGUCCUACAACACCGUCACGCGUCAGUGGCUCUACCUCAAGGAGAACACGUCCAAAUCGGGGCUUAACUUGACUUGCGCGCUCCACAACGAUGGCAUCUACAUCAUGAGCAGAGACGUGACCCUGUCCACCAGCUUGGAACAUCGAGUUUUUCUUAAGUACAACAUCUUCUCAGAUAGUUGGGAAGCAUUCAGGCGUUUCCCGGCCUUUGGACACAACUUGCUGGUUUCCUCUCUUUAUCUGCCCAAUAAAGCAGAAACAUGACUGAACCAAUUUAGGAUUUAAAAGAAACCUGGUUCAAGGCAGAAAAAGAAAAAAAAGAAAAAAGUAGUGUUCCAUUUCAAGGGAGGCUAAUUUCCAAAGGGAAAAAGUGGGUUAAAGUAGGUCACAUGUACAAUAGCUGUAAAUAAGCUUACUUGAACUAAUUACUUGAAAACUUGUGGAGAAAAGAGA
Molecule: messenger RNA, 4123 nt
Organism: Lontra canadensis (Northern American river otter)
Lineage: Eukaryota; Metazoa; Chordata; Mammalia; Carnivora; Mustelidae
Gene: KLHL42
Product: kelch like family member 42
Molecular function (GO): protein binding
Source: RefSeq, a predicted model, not a curated record